UUAACCAGAAUUCUUGUCGCAGAAGCUCAUUCCCAAUCGGAGUUCUGGCACAUGCAGUUGCUGAUAUGGUACAAGUUCUAAAUCGCAGUAGAUGCGGGCUUGAUGACAGCCACUUCAUUCAAUGUUGCUGAGGACAGGAGUCCGAGCUCCCGGAACGAGUUCCGAGAUUUCGUCACAUCUCAUCGGCCUAAGCUUUCCUCUUCAUAGGACAGAAAUAAUUCUCGAAGUACGAUUACGACUCCCUCCACGACCUUUCCCGCCGAAAUCAUGUCCUUUCCUCUGUGUACCUCACGGAGAUUCCUCCCUUCCCUCUUCCACUAUUCCCGUCCCUUCUCCGCCUCUGCCCUCCGCCGGACAUCCCAUUCACCAUCCAUACCGCACGUCCCUUCAUGUCCGUCCCCGACAUGCGCCUGCGCCCGCAUGCCUCCAGACCUGGAUAUAGACCGAAAAUCCCCACUCCUACAUACCAUGGCGCCGUAUACAGAGCAAGUGGUCAUAUGUACAGGCAAAGAUGACUGGAGCAGUCGCAUCGAGGACGAGCAGAGCGAUUCGGGCGAUUUUCUUCGAGGAAUCAAGGGGAUAAUCGGAAGGGGCGGGCAGGCAUUCGAUCCCUUCAACAACAUCCUCACGACCCUCUCCUCCCUCCCCGCCUCCCCCAUCCCCCCCACCACCUCAGCCCUCCUCUUCCCCUCCUUCCUGCGCAUCUCCUCCAUCCCCAAUACACCACCCUCGUACAACGCCUUCGCCUCCGCCUACCUAAAAGCCAGACACCUCCACCCAGCCCACUCCGCCCUCUCGCCCGCCCAACGCAAACCCCUCCUCCGAGACGACUCUCUAGCCAAAGACUUACCCCCCGCAAUCCCAAUCGAAAACCUCACGGUCCUCAUCUGCGGGCACGCAGCCAGGGAUAAGCGAUGUGGAACGCUCGGUCCCAUUUUGCGCUCCCAGUUUGAGAAGGAGCUGGACAGGCGCGGUGUCGAUGCACAAGUAGGAUUGAUAUCGCAUAUCGGAGGCCACAAGUAUGCGGGAAACGUGAUUUUGUAUGUUCCGCCGUCGUUGACGGGGAAUGCGUUGGCGGGCUUGGGGAUAUGGUAUGGGAGGGUGGAGCCGGCGAGUGUGGAGGGGAUUGUCGAGGAGACGGUGAAAAGGGGGAGGGUGAUUGAGGAGUUGUUCCGGGGAGGGAUUACGAGGGAUGGGGGGAGUUUGGGGAGGAUCCUCGAGGAGCAGAUACGGAUAGAAAAAGGGGAGGAUGGGGGGUUGAGGUUGAGGCCAAGGGCUAGGGCGUAA
Messenger RNA from Westerdykella ornata, 1287 nucleotides. RefSeq lists its product as uncharacterized. The record is from RefSeq and is a predicted model, not a curated record. The coding region runs from base 268 to 1287 and encodes 339 amino acids. The transcript has 2 exons. NCBI's taxonomy places the organism in Eukaryota, Fungi, Ascomycota, Dothideomycetes, Pleosporales, Sporormiaceae.